CUGAACAUAUAUACGCAUCAUCGAAAUAUUUCAUGGCAAACAAGAUUUCUUCUUGGUUAAAUGUCUCUGGACCAUCAUACGUUGUAGAUACAGCCUGCAGUUCAAGUCUUUUCGCUUUAGCUCUUGCUUACACAAGAAUGAAAAAUGAAGAAUGUGAUGCGGCCAUUGUAGCUGGUGUUAAUCUGUGUUUAAACCCGUAUGAGACAUACCAGUUCUUCCAUCUUGGAGUAUUGUCCGCUGAUGGUUACUGCAGACCUUUUGAUGAAAAAGGCCGUGGUUACAUGCGCAGUGAUACCGUUGCUGUGCUGUUUUUGCAGAAAGCAAAAGAUGCAAGAAGAAUUUAUGCUACGUGUGUUCAUGUUAAAACAAAUUGCGAUGGUUUCAAAGAAGAAGUAGGCGAUCCAGUAGAAGUUACAGCUAUUGAUCAAGUUUUCUGUAAAAACAGAAAUAGUCCUUUAUUGAUGGGCUCAAUAAAAUCAAAUCUUGGACAUGCUGAGCCUGCUAGCGGUCUCUGUCAAAUAGCAAAAAUACUGAUAGCAAUGGAAACUGGUAAAAUUCCAGCAACUCUGCACUUCAAAUCACCGCGAAAAGAUCUUACUGCUGUUCUUGAAGGUAGAAUUAAAAUUAUUACUGAACUUACACCAUUUAAUGGUGGGUAUGUGGCGGUUAAUUCUUUUGGAUUUGGUGGCGCAAACUGCCAUGUAAUAUUAAAAUCAAAUCCGAAAAAUAAGAUCAAAAAACUAGACGAUUUACCUAGACUUGUAAUUGUGUCUGGUCGUACUGAAGAAGCUGUUAAAACGAUUCUGGAUGAUGUGCAUAAUCGGCCGAUUGAUACAGAAUAUAUUGCUUUUUUACACAGCAUUUAUAAUAAAAAUAUAGAACGUCACCCAUAUAGAGGAUAUACUAUAGUUGGAUUAACAGAAGAUCAUACGUCAAUUAAUAAGCUAGAAUGUUAUUCAAAUAUAAGUAAACAAAUUUGUUUUCUAUUUCCCGGAACAGACGUCAUAUGGAGUAAUAUAGGCAAAGAAUUACUGAAACUACCAAUAAUUGUCAAAACAAUUCAGAAAUGUGAUGAAGCACUAAAACCAUAUGGUAUAUGUGUCACGGACAUUUUAUUAAAUAAAAACGAAAUUACUUGCAAUGACAGUAUAAAAUCAUUCGUGGCAAUCAUUAGUAUUCAGAUUGCAAUAGUAGAUCUUUUACUACAUAUUGGAAUUGUGCCCGAUUAUGUACUUGGUCAGUCGAUUGGUGAACUUUUGUGCGGAUAUGUGGAUGAACUUUUUACUGUUGAAGAAACAAUUUUAAUGGCGUAUUAUAUGAGUGUUGCGUUUGAUAAAAUAAAAGUAGAACAGUGUGAUUAUAUUUCUGAUGCUUCUAAUCAGUAUUCAGAAUCUACUAAAUUAAAGCUACUAGAAUAUCUGAAUCAAAUAGCACCAUAUAAAUCUAUGAAAAAUUUUAAGUAUAGUAAGAAAUGGUUAAACAAGUUUUUGCCUCACAACAAAAUAUACAACUCAUUUACGCAGUUAUCUGCUGCAGAAUAUUAUGCACACAGUGCAGUAUAUUCGUCACUUGAAGAAAUUUUACCUAUGAUACCGAAAAAUGUGGUACUUCUUGAAAUAGUAUCAUAUAAUAAUUGGAUAUUUUUUAUAAAAAAAUGUUUGAAUUCAAACUAUAUUUCAUUAUUUCAACACGAUCAACAAAAUAAUAUAGAUAGCAUUUUGAAAGGAAUUGGGAAUCUUUAUAAUAUCGGAUGCCAACCGCAAGUUGCAAACUUAUAUCCGCCAAUACAAUUUCCAGUCAGUCGUGGAACAUCAAUGAUAUCUCCUCUCAUAAAAUGGGAUCACUCUGAAAAUUAUUAUGUUGCAAAGUUUGUAAGUGAGGAAAAACCUACCAUUAGAGAAACAGUUCAAGAGAUUACAUUCAAAGACUCCAAUUUGAAAUAUAUGUAUGAUCAUGUAAUUGACGGUAGGAUUCUAUUGCCAGCUUCAGGUUAUCUGAUUUUAAUUUGGAAAAUGAUUGGAACAAUGUUAUGCUGCGACUAUAAAGAUAUACCAAUUAUAUUUGAAGAUGUUAACUUUCUUCGUGCUACUUACUUAUCAAAAACGACUACAGUUAAACUGACUCUUUCAAUACAAAAAGGCAGCAAUCAGUUUGAGAUUAGUGAAGAAACUACUGUUGUUGUUACUGGAAAAGUGUGGAUUCCACAUGAUAUUGCAAAUCAUAAAUUACUUAUUCAUAAUUUAAAAGAACCUGAAUAUAACGUUACAAAAUGUAUGAGUACCAAGGAUAUUUACAAAGAACUACGACUUCGUGGUUAUCACUAUUUUGGUAUAUUUCAAGGCUUGAAAAGUGCAUCAAUUUCAGCAAAAAUGGGAUAUAUUACAUGGUCAGACAAUUGGACAGCAUUUAUUGACAACAUGCUGCAGAUGAAAAUUUUAUUACUAGAUUCAAGAAGUCUUUUCGUACCAACAAGAAUUCGUAAAUUAGUAAUUGAUCCUCAAUUUCACAUAAACCAAAUACAAACUACGCCUGAUGAAAAAGCGAACUUUUCUGUACGCGUUUAUGAUUCUCUGGACGUUAUAAUAUCUGGAGGAAUAGAAAUUUAUGGCGUUAUGGCUACAAAUAUAUCUCGACAAGUUCCUGAACCUAUUCAUGAUGAAUAUUGUUUUAUUGCUCAUUGUGAUCGUGCUGUGAUGUCUCUACCAGAAAUUAUACAAAUAUCAGCGCAUAUCUCGCUUGAAUGUAAUCCAGUACUACAGGCAAAUUUUAUUGAAUUAAUUGAAGAUGUUGACACAGUUACAGAGCAAGAUCUAAUCUCUACAAUCCUUUAUGACAUUUUAAAUAAUUUGCCAAUGAUCGAACCAAAUGUUACAUUGGUUGCUCCAACUAAUCGUUUCAAAAAUAAUGAAUUAUCUCCAAAUAUCAAGCAGUCCGACAAUUUGACAAAAGAUAACAAUUUCCUAAUGAUUAUUGUUUUCAAACUUUUAACAAAAAACANAAGUGAAUUAAUCAAUACAUUAUUGUCUACAUUAAANNAAGGUUGCUUUGUGCUGUCAAGAGAAAAUCUCACUGAGUCCUACAAUUAUACAUUAUUACAACAAUAUAAGUUGAAUAUAGUUUUAGAGAAACGUACAGAGAAAGAGGCAUUUGUGCUUUUAAGAAAAACACAAAGCAUUGUACCGCAAGAAGUUAUAUAUAUAAAUAACUCUGACUUUUCGUGGAUUAACAAGUUGAAGUCUGCAUUAAACAUGGAUGAUAACUUAAACGCAUCCACAAGAACAAUAUUAGUUGCGGACGAUUUUGAAUGUGGCAUAUUGGGUUUUAUCAAUUGUUUACGAAAAGAGCUGAACAAAACAGAUGACAAGAUUAGAUGUGUAUUUAUCCAAGAUGAAAAUGCGCCGAAAUUUUCUUUACAAGACUCUCUCUACAUAAACCAAUUACACUUGGACUUGCCUGUUAACAUUUUACGCCCCAACAAAGUUUGGGGAUCGUAUAGACAUCUUCCGUUACCACAACUAAAACCAAAAUUUGUACAGCAUGGUUAUGUCGCUCAGAGUGUGCGAGGUGAUUUAAGCAAGUUGCGUUGGGUUGAAGGGCCGAUAUCUCCUGAUUACAAACAAGAAAAUCUCGUACGUGUAGUAUACGCAUCACUUAAUUUCAAGGAUAUUGUGAUAGCUAUCGGUAGAAUUCCUUUAGAGAUUUUUGGAAACGCAAGAAAUAUCGAUUCUCUCUUAGGAUGUGAAUUUGUCGGGUACAAUACGGCUGGUAAAAGAAUAAUGGGAAUAUCUACUGUAAGAGGAAUCACAAAUCUUAUUGUGGCUGAUCCACAACUUUCUUGGAUCAUUUCUGACAAAUGGACGUUUGAGGAUGCUGCAACUGUCCCAAUUGCUUAUUGUACGAGUUAUUAUGCUUUGUACACACGUGGAAACUUAAAGAAAGGAGAUAAAAUUCUUAUACAUUCCGGCACUGGUGCCGUUGGGCAAUCUGCAAUUUAUCUCGCGCUUUUUGAAGGAUGUGAAGUUUUUACAACUGUAGGAACACCUGAAAAACGAAACUUUAUAAGAGAAAAAUUUCCUUCUAUNCCUGAAGAUCAUAUAGGAAAUUCUCGAGACACCAGCUUCGAACAAAUGAUNAGUCAACAAACAANAGGUCGAGGUGUNGACAUCGUGCUAAAUUCUUUAGCAGAAGACAAACUCAAGCAUCUAUUCGGUGUUUGGCAAAAGGUGGUCGAUUUUUAGAAAUU
This is a messenger RNA of Pseudomyrmex gracilis, 4243 nucleotides long. RefSeq names its product fatty acid synthase-like. NCBI's taxonomy places the organism in Eukaryota, Metazoa, Arthropoda, Insecta, Hymenoptera, Formicidae. Gene Ontology annotation, molecular function: 3-oxoacyl-[acyl-carrier-protein] synthase activity; fatty acid synthase activity; oxidoreductase activity. The record is from RefSeq and is a predicted model, not a curated record. Gene Ontology annotation, biological process: fatty acid biosynthetic process.